This is a messenger RNA of Brassica rapa (field mustard), 2344 nucleotides long. RefSeq names its product protein FAR1-RELATED SEQUENCE 8. Gene Ontology annotation, biological process: regulation of DNA-templated transcription. The record is from RefSeq and is a predicted model, not a curated record. Gene Ontology annotation, molecular function: zinc ion binding. NCBI's taxonomy places the organism in Eukaryota, Viridiplantae, Streptophyta, Magnoliopsida, Brassicales, Brassicaceae.
CUUUCGAAUUAAAGAGGGCAAAGGGGUCAAAACUGUUAAAACAAUUUCCACAGACAGCUUCCUCUCCAGCGCAGCGAAGAACGAUGAUGAGUGGUAAUAACGUCUACACUCCGCCCGACCAAUCUCUCUCCCCCAACUCUAAUCUUUGCAUCACGAUCGAAGAGAGCAGCGAGCAGCUGGUCGUAGUAGAACAAGACGGAGACGACGACCUUCCAAUCGUCGGAGACAAUCCUCCUCCCGACCUCCACGAUUGCGAUGGAUUGCUUGAUGACUUCCCACCUCAAAGCAACGAAUCCGAAAAGUGUUCGACGGCGUCUCCUCCACCCGCUACUGGAAUGGAAUUCGACUCCUACGACGACGCCUACAGUUACUACAACUCCUACGCGAGGGACCUCGGUUUCGCCAUCAGGGUCAAAUCCUCGUGGACAAAGCGUAACAGCAAGGAGAAACGCGGCGCCGUCUUGUGCUGCAACUGCGAAGGCUUCAAGACGGUUAAAGAACCAAACAGCACAAGGAGGAAAGAGACACGAACCGGUUGUCAGGCCAUGAUUCGCCUGAGAUUGAUCGAACUCGAUAGAUGGAAAGUCGAUGAAGUUAAACUGGAACACAACCACUCCUUUGAUCCUGAACGAGCUCAUAACUCUAAGUCUCAUAAGAAAACGUUUGGUGAUGGUGCUGCUGCUGCUACCAAGAGAAAACAUGAACCGCCUCUUGAUGUCCAAGUCCGUACCAUCAAGCUGUAUAGGACGAAUGCUGUUGACUCUAAUGGGGAGACGAGCGAUGAUCACUUGCACUCUUCUAGGCGUUUGGAUCUCAGAGGAGGAGGAGGGUUUAGAGUCUUGCAAGACUUCUUCUUCCAAUCUCAGCUUACAAACCCAAACUUUUUCUACUCCAUGGACCUCGGCGACGACGGGUGUCUCAGGAACGUGUUCUGGAUUGAGUCUCGAGCCAGGGCGGCUUACUCUCACUUUAGCGACGUGGUUGUCUUCGACACGACGUGUUUAUCAAACGCCUACGAGCUCCCUCUCGUGGCGUUCGUUGGAAUUAACCACCAUGGAGAUCCCAUCUUACUCGGAUGUGGUUUGGUUGCUGACCAGACCCCCGAGACCUACGUCUGGCUCUUCAGAGCGUGGCUUACCUGCGUGUCGGGCCGUCCCCCGCUGACCUUCGUCACGGAGCAUUGCAAGUCGAUCCAGACUGCAGUCUCUGAAGUUUUCCCUAGGGCUCAUCACCGUCUUAGUUUGACCCACGUCUUGCAAUGCGUUGUUGGGGUGCAAGACUCUGAGUCGUUCCGUAUGGCGCUGAACAGAGUGGUGUACGGUUAUCUCAAGGUGGAGGAGUUUGAAGUCGCUUGGGAGGAAAUGAUCAUUCGGUUUGGGCUGACGAAUCACGAAACCAUCCGGGGCCUGUUUCAGGAUCGAGAGCAGUGGGCUCCUGUUUACCUCAAGGACACGUUUUUGGCUGGGGCGCUGACUUUUCGACUAGGGAAUGCAGCGGCUCCGUUUAUCUUCAGCAGCUACGUCCACCAGCAGACUUCCUUGAGAGAUUUUCUCGAAGGGUACGUAUCUUUUCUUGAUAAAAAGUACACAAACGAAGCCUUGUGCGAUUUACAGUCGUCGAAGUCGAUCCCGGAGCUCAAAACAACGCACCCGUACGAGUCUCAGAUGGCAAAGGUGUUGACAAAGGAGAUAUUCACAAGGUUCCAAGAGGAGGUGGUGGCGACGUCUUCGUGUGCGGGAGUAACGCAAGUGCACUCAUCAACCGGCUCGGCCUCCUUCUCGUACGUGGUGAAAGAGCGGGAGGGAGAGAAAGUUAGAGACUUUGAAGUCGUCUACGAGACAAAUGCAGCAGCAGGGAUACGUUGCUUCUGUGUUUGUGGUGGUUUUAGCUUUAACGGGUACCAGUGCAGACACGUGCUCCUCCUGCUUAGCCACAAGGGCUUGGAGGAAAUCCCGUCUCAGUAUAUACUGCAGCGUUGGCGGAAGGACGUGAAGCGACUCUAUGUUGCGGAUUUCGGGUCAGGCGGUGUGGAUGUAAUGAAUCCGGUUCAGUGGUACGAGCAUUUGCAUAGAAGAGCGAUGCAGGUUGUUGAACAAGGGAUGCGAUCGAAAGAGCACUGCAGAGUUGCCUGGGAAGCGUUUAAGGAGUGUGUGAAUAGAGUGACAGAGAAGUCUUCGUAGGUACCUUUUUUUUGUGUUACCUGCUACUGUUGUAUAUGUUAUGUCUUUGUACGACCUGAUUGAAAUUUUAAUAAUUAUUAGGGUCAUAGCUCAUUCCUGUAGGAUCAUUAAGACUACCUUUCUUUUUUUGUCGGUGAAUAAUUCAUUCAAAGGUUUAAGCCAAA